Linum trigynum is the source of this 663-nucleotide messenger RNA. The record is from the annotation of a GenBank genome assembly. NCBI's taxonomy places the organism in Eukaryota, Viridiplantae, Streptophyta, Magnoliopsida, Malpighiales, Linaceae.
AUGGCCUCCUCCGCCGCCGUCUCUUCCGAGAACAAGCAGCAGGCUCCACCUUCUCACGUUGACGACGACGACUACACGUGGGUUUGGGUUGAUGAGAAGGAGGCGGCGGCGGAGGACUAUCUCCCUGCUGAUCAUAAAUCCCCUAAGAAUAUUAAUGAUGACAAUAAGAAAUCAGUAUCACAAAGCACCAAUAGUAGUAGUACUGUUUGCGGGUUGGUAUCGCUGUCGGAGCUUUACCAUGACGGCGGCAGUGGUUACGAGUCCGGGACGGAGGAGGAGAGGGCGGAGUUCAUGGAGGAUCUCAAGUCCUUUUACAGAGGCACCAACAUUUUCCCAUUGCUUGAUACCUCCCGCCCUGCUGCUGAUCAACACCUCAAUCUCCUCAAGUUAUGGAGGGCUGUGACCAGACUUGGAGGCUAUCAACAGGUGACAUCAAGCCAGAUGUGGCGCCAGGUUGGUCAGUCACUCCGACUCCCUAGGGGUGUCUCGUGGUCGACAGUACGAAGCUUGUAUGAGAAGGCACUAGUUGGGUAUGAGAAGCAUAAACUGCCCAAUACUACUAGUGCUGAUCAGCUGCUUCUCCCUAAUGGUCCAUUGGCUGCUCCUGAAAACCAGCAUACUGAUGAUCGAAUGGGUUGGCAAUCCGACAGCUUCAUGGAUUGA